CACCAGCUCCUCUGCCUUCGUUUGCUGCCUUCGUCCCGGAAGUCGGGGCUCAUUGGGUCGGUGGCGGGGCGCGGAACCGAGCCGAAACCUCCCCGCGCUCUUCAAGCUCCGUGCCGGUGCAGAGGGCCCAGGUCUCUGAGGAGUAUGUUUCUGCAGGAAGAACGGUGGAAUCGAAAAGAUGUGCCCGGAGCCGGAGGAUCUUCGUCCUCUUAACCACUUCUUCGAUGCUCUUGAAGGCGUUCCACGCUGCUCUCUUCCUCCUGCACAGCUCAGGAACAAUGACGGCUUCCUGUGUCGUGCUGCACACGGGGCAGAAGAUGCCCCUGAUUGGACUGGGCACCUGGAAGAGUGAGCCCGGCCAGGUGAAAGCAGCCAUUAAAUAUGCCUUGAGUGUAGGCUACCGCCACAUUGACUGUGCUGCCAUCUAUGGCAAUGAGACUGAGAUUGGAGAGGCCCUCAAGGAGAGUGUGGGACCCGGCAAGGCAUUGGCCCGGGAGGAAGUGUUUGUGACGUCCAAGCUGUGGAACACCAAGCACCACCCCAAGGACGUGGAGCCUGCUCUCCGGAAGACGCUGGCUGAUCUCCAGCUGGAGUACUUGGAUCUGUACCUGAUACACUGGCCCUAUGCCUUUGAGCAAGGAGAUGACCCCUUUCCUAAGAACGCCGACGGGACUAUACGCUACGACUCUAUCGACUACAAGGAGACCUGGAAGGCUCUGGAGGCCCUGGUGGCAAAGGGGCUGGUGCGGGCCCUGGGCCUGUCCAACUUCAGCAGCCGGCAGAUUGAUGAUUUGCUCAGUGUGGCUACCGUGCGCCCCGCUGUCCUGCAGGUGGAAUGCCAUCCAUUCCUGGCUCAGAAUGAGCUGAUUGCCCACUGCCAGGCACGGGGCCUGGAGGUGACUGCCUACAGCCCCCUGGGCUCCUCUGAUCGUGCUUGGCGUGAUCCUAAUGAGCCUGUCCUGCUUGAGGAGGCCGUGAUCUUGGCAUUGGCGAAAAAGUAUAACCGGUCUCCAGCCCAGAUCUUGCUUAGGUGGCAGGUCCAGCGGAAAGUGAUCUGCAUCCCCAAAAGCAUCACACCAUCCCGAAUCCUUCAGAACAUCCAGGUGUUUGACUUUACCUUAACCCCAGAGGAGGUGAAGCAGAUCAAUGCCCUGAAUAAAAAUUGGAGAUACAUUGUGCCCAUGGUUACGGUGGAUGGGAAGAGGGUCCCAAGAGAUGCAGGGCAUCCUCUGUACCCCUUUAAUGAUCCCUACUGAGAUGACAGCUUCCUGGCUUCCUUUCCAGCUCUCCAGCUGUAAGGUCCUGCAUCAUCAAGAGGGAAUUAAUAAAGCUAUUGGAGCAUC
Messenger RNA from Sorex araneus (European shrew), 1343 nucleotides. RefSeq names its product aldo-keto reductase family 1 member A1 (gene AKR1A1). The coding region runs from base 225 to 1256 and encodes 343 amino acids. Gene Ontology annotation, molecular function: aldose reductase (NADPH) activity. Lineage: Eukaryota; Metazoa; Chordata; Mammalia; Eulipotyphla; Soricidae. The record is from RefSeq and is a predicted model, not a curated record. Gene Ontology annotation, biological process: aldehyde catabolic process. The transcript is spliced from 10 exons. Gene Ontology annotation, cellular component: cytosol.